Molecule: messenger RNA, 1270 nt
Organism: Prosopis cineraria
Lineage: Eukaryota; Viridiplantae; Streptophyta; Magnoliopsida; Fabales; Fabaceae
Product: glyceraldehyde-3-phosphate dehydrogenase 2, cytosolic
Exons: 11
Coding region: 1-1020 (339 amino acids)
Biological process (GO): glucose metabolic process
Molecular function (GO): NADP binding; oxidoreductase activity, acting on the aldehyde or oxo group of donors, NAD or NADP as acceptor; NAD binding
Source: RefSeq, a predicted model, not a curated record
AUGAGAUCAGUAAAGAUCAAGAUCGGAAUCAAUGGAUUUGGAAGGAUUGGUCGCUUGGUGGCGAGAGUGGCUCUGCAGAGAGACGAUAUUGAAAUCCGCGCUAUCAAUGACCCUUUCAUUACUACCGAUUACAUGACCUACAUGUUCAAGUACGAUAGUGUUCACGGGCAGUGGAAACAUCACGAUGUCAAGGUCAAGGACUCUAAAACCCUUCUUUUUGGUGACAAGGAAGUCACUGUGUUUUCACACAGGAACCCAGAAGAGAUCCCAUGGGCUGAGACUGGAGCUGAGUAUAUUGUUGAGUCCACCGGUGUCUUCACAGACAAGGAGAAGGCUGCUGCCCAUUUGAAGGGUGGUGCAAAGAAGGUUGUCAUAUCUGCCCCGAGUAAAGAUGCUCCCAUGUUUGUUGUAGGUGUUAAUGAGCACGAAUACAAGCCAGAGCUUGACAUUGUUUCUAAUGCUAGCUGCACGACCAACUGCCUUGCUCCACUUGCAAAGGUUAUUCAUGAUAGGUUUGGCAUUGUCGAGGGGCUAAUGACCACUGUUCACUCCAUCACUGCUACCCAGAAGACUGUUGAUGGGCCAUCCAGUAAAGACUGGAGGGGUGGAAGAGCUGCCUCAUUCAACAUCAUUCCCAGCAGCACUGGAGCUGCUAAGGCUGUUGGAAAAGUGCUUCCUGCUUUGAAUGGAAAAUUGACUGGGAUGGCAUUCCGUGUUCCUACUGUGGAUGUGUCUGUUGUUGAUCUUACUGUGAGGCUGGAAAAGCCGGCCUCCUACGACCAAAUUAAAGCUGCCAUCAAGGAGGAGUCCGAGGGCAAGUUGAAGGGAAUCCUUGGUUACGUUGAAGAAGAUGUGGUCUCCACUGACUUCGUUGGGGACAACAGGUCAAGUAUUUUUGAUGCUAAGGCAGGUAUUGCCUUGAAUGAAAACUUCGUGAAGCUUGUUGCUUGGUAUGACAACGAGUGGGGUUACAGCACGCGCGUUGUGGACUUGAUUGCUCACAUGGCUAAAACUCGUUAAGACGGUCCUGCAAGUAGCCUGCUCAGUGCUUUCCUUAUAUAUUUUGCCUAGUCUAGCUUCCUUUCAAGGAAACUGCGAGUCCCGAAUAAAUGGUUUUCUGCUGCAUCCCCGGUGUUGCAGUGUGAAGCGUUUGUUUCUAAGGCCUUUGUCGUUUUGGGUGCCUCUUUUGUGGAGGAAAUGGCGAUUCUGAAUCUUUAUAGCUGUACUUGACUUUCUUGUUAUGAUAUGGGACGGUUUUCGUCUUUCUGAA